GUUAUAGAUGAGAAAAAGCUUCAAGAAAUUGAUAACUUAUGGAAAGAGUUUGAAACACCUGAAAAAGCUAAUAAAGUCGUAAAACUGAAACACUUUGAGAAGUUUCAAGAUACAACAGAAGCUCUUGCAGCAUCCACAGCAUUGGUAGAAGGAAAAAUCAGCAAAAAUUUAAAGAAAAUCUUAAAGAAAAUAGUAGCCAAAGAUGCCCAUGAACAGUUAGCUGUAGCAGAUGCCAAACUGGGAGGUGUAAUCAAGGAGAAACUGAACUUAAGUUGCAUCCAUAGUCCAAUGGUUACUGAGCUGAUGAGGGGCAUUCGCACUCAGAUAGAAGGACUUAUCAGUGGCCUUCCAUCCCGGGAGAUGGCAGCGAUGUGUUUAGGAUUGGCACACAGCCUCUCACGAUAUAAAUUGAAAUUCAGCCCAGACAAAGUUGAUACAAUGAUUAUCCAAGCAAUAUCUCUUCUUGAUGACUUGGACAAAGAAUUGAAUAACUACAUUAUGCGUUGUAGAGAAUGGUACGGAUGGCAUUUCCCUGAACUGGGCAAGAUUAUCACAGAUAAUCUAGCAUACUGUAAAUGUGUACAAAAAAUUGGAGACAGAAUAAACUUUUCCUCUUCUGAUCUGUCUGAGAUCCUUCCGGAGGAGGUGGAAGAAGAAGUGAAAGCAGCUGCAGAGAUCUCCAUGGGGACUGAAGUCUCGGAAGAAGAUAUAAGCAAUAUACAGCAUCUUUGUGAUCAGGUUAUUGAGAUCUCUGACUAUCGAGCAACGCUGUAUGACUAUCUGAAAAACAGAAUGAUGGCUAUUGCACCUAACCUCACUAUUAUGGUGGGAGAACUAGUAGGAGCGAGGCUUAUUGCCCAUGCUGUGAAGUGAAGGUCUACGAUCCUUCUGGGGAAUCUACGCUCCCUCUGGUCCCAAGGAAGCGCAAGGAACGGGAAGAGAACGAAGAACAGGCAGUUCCACAAAAGGCAAAGAAGGCUAAAAUGGAAAUCAAAGAAGAGGAACAGGAAGAGGAUGAACAAGUUGAACAAGAGGAGGAACCUGUGAAAGAGAAGAAAAAGAAAAAGAAAAAACAGAAAACUCAAGAAAUGUCUUUUUGCGUAGAAGACAGCGCAGAGGAGCCAUCUACCAGUAUGGUGGUGGAGAAUACGGAAAAGAAGAAAAAGAAAAAGAAGAAAAUUAAAGAAGAGCCAGAAAAUUAAGAACAUGGAGUUUCCUUGGAGGGUUUGGCUCAACGUUUGGACUUUCAGGGACAUUAAUUUUUGAAUUUUUUCCUAAUAAUUAAGAUUAAGAAACUGUAUAUUUUCCUUCAAUGUUUUGUUUUUAAAGCUGAUCUUAGUUUUCACAUUGCCCUGUUAAAUGGUCAUAGUUUUGCUUCAGUACUACUAUAAACUGUUCUGAAAUUGCUUAUCAAAAAA
Thamnophis sirtalis is the source of this 1418-nucleotide messenger RNA. The record is from RefSeq and is a predicted model, not a curated record. NCBI's taxonomy places the organism in Eukaryota, Metazoa, Chordata, Lepidosauria, Squamata, Natricidae.